UGUGCCUCAGGCCUAGAGAGCAAACAGUUCAUAUUGGAAUAGGCAAAAGGAAGGUUCUACAAGACAGGUUUCCAAGACAGACUGUUUAAUUAUAUAGACAAUUUUAAACAACAGAUUGUUUUAAUUGUAUAGACAAUUUUAUUAAGUGGCAUUUUACAAAGGUAUGGAGGGGUUGAGACUUAGCCAGCAAGUCAAAAAAAAAAAAAAAAAAAAAAAAAUCAAAGCAAAUGAAACAAUGUGGCAAGUUUUAGUUCUGGGUCAAAAAAGAAAGAUAAAAUACUGUUUAAGAAAGAAAAUGUGGAGAGCUGAGUUCCUCCUGGGUUUCUCCCUGCAGCUUCUGGGUUGUUGAUGUUUGGACUCUUGUAAGAUGGCUUGUGCUGCCCCACGGUCCCUGGCCAACCAGGACAGGUUUAUUUGUAUCUAUCCUGCUUAUUUAAAUAAUAAGAAGACCAUCACAGAGGGAAGGCAAAUCCCCAUAAGUAAGGCUAUUGAAAAUUCUACAGCUACAGAGAUUCAAGAUGUAUGUUCAGCAGUCGGACUUAAUGUAUUUCUUGAGAAAAAUAAAAUGUACUCCAGAGAAUGGAAUUGUGAUGUCCCAAACAGAGGCACAGUCUGGGUCCAGCUCUAACAACAUGGCAGCCUUUGCCUUGUACAGUUCCCAUCACAUUAUACACUAAGCCUAACUUCUGGUUCCUAGGUAAGUCAGUGCUGUUGUAUGCAGCAGAAAUGAUACCUAAACUAAAAACAAGGACACAAAAAACAGGAGGUGGUGACCAAAGUCUUCAACAAGGAGCAGGAAGUAAAAAAGGGAAAGAAAAGAAAAAGAAGCAACCUAGGAUCAGCAUCAAGUAUGUGGUACUACUUAGGAGACAUGAAUGGAGGCUUCUAAUUUGUAUCAGAGGAAAACAGAAGCUUUAUGUUUGCAUCAUUGAACUGAACUGUCAACACUUGUGCCUCUCAUCUUUAUCAUCGAAGUAGACAGUGAAACAAAUUUACAUCAGAAGUCUGCAUCUCGCUUUUAUGCAGUAUAAAAGACUUUGUCUUUCAAUGCAGUUUUUUUUUUGGAAGAAAGAAUAUUUUUAAAUGGAGAAUGGACUGUACAAUAAGUUACUUGAAAUAAGUUACUUGUUUCAGAUAAAUUUCAAUUAGAUUUGAAAUAAACAUUUGGUACAUGUUUUAAGUUAAUGAAAUAAAAUUUGAAACUGA
This is a messenger RNA of Callithrix jacchus (white-tufted-ear marmoset), 1206 nucleotides long. Lineage: Eukaryota; Metazoa; Chordata; Mammalia; Primates; Cebidae. The record is from RefSeq and is a predicted model, not a curated record.